AAUGGUUCCCUUUGGAAGAAAUCCCAAUUUGCAUUUUGCCAUCCAAACGUGUACUAUCUAUAUAUGUAUAAAUCCAUGCAAGUUCAAGUCCCUCGUUCAAAAACAUUUCUUGCCUUCUCUUGGUACGCGGAUACCAAAUAAUAGGAAGCAAACGUUAAGGAGAGAGAAUACAAUGUCCAAUCCUAACAUAACCCGCUCUAAUGAGGAUAACCCACCGUCCAAACCUAACAUGGCCCGCUCUUAUGAGGAUAUCCAGCCGUUGUUUGAUUGGAAACGGGAGGAUGGAUCUGAUACCCUCCUCAUCAGUCUUCCCGGAUUCAAAAAAGAUCAACUGAAGGUCAAUCUGGACCGCUACGGCAUGAUGAAGAUCAGUGGCGAACGCCAGAUCGACGGCAACCAAUGGAGCCGUUUCUCCAAGAACUUCGACGUGCCCGAGAAUUGCAUCCAGAAUAAAAUCUGUGCAAGCUUUGAGAAGGGAUAUCUACGCCUGAACAUGCCGAAAACGGCCACUCAAGCCCAACACACAUGGUGUUCCACACCGGAAAGUUGUAAGUGCAGUGGAGGCGGGUUUUUCUUUGGAUUGAACAUGUCCAGGAAAAUGGUUGUGGGUGUGGUGGUGGCUACUUUGGUUGGGGUGGUACUUGGGAUUUGUGUAGCAUGCAAUGUUAGAUGUUUAGGGAGAUAUGGGAACUGAAAACGGCAUUUCGUUUUCACUGAUUAAGCUGUUUUCUAAUUGGAUUGUACUUUGUCAUACAUGAUCAAUAUCUAAAUAAACUCCACAUUUAAGGGUUUUUAUUU
Molecule: messenger RNA, 798 nt
Organism: Magnolia sinica
Lineage: Eukaryota; Viridiplantae; Streptophyta; Magnoliopsida; Magnoliales; Magnoliaceae
Product: 18.3 kDa class I heat shock protein-like
Exons: 2
Coding region: 2-694 (230 amino acids)
Biological process (GO): protein complex oligomerization; response to salt stress; response to hydrogen peroxide
Source: RefSeq, a predicted model, not a curated record